AUGCGCGAGGAGGCCACGGGCUUGCUCGGCGGGGACGGCGGCGACGCGGGCCUGGCCAGCGCCUCGGCGCAGGGGCAGGCGGAGACCGUGCGGCAGCUCCUGGAAGCCGGCGCGGAUCCCAACGGAGUCAACAGCUUCGGCAGGCGCCCGAUCCAGGUCAUGAUGAUGGGCAGCACCCGCGUGGCCCAGCUGCUGCUGCUCCACGGCGCCGACCCCAACUGUGCCGACCCCGCCACCCUCACCCGCCCUGUGCACGACGCGGCCCGGGAGGGCUUCCUGGACACGCUGGUGGUGCUGCACCGAGCCGGGGCGCGGCUGGACGUGCGCGAUGCCUGGGGCCGCCUGCCCGUGGACCUGGCUGAGGAGCGGGGCCACGGCGCUGUCGCCCGGUACCUGCGCGCAGCCGCGGGGGACUGA
Messenger RNA from Canis lupus familiaris (dog), 417 nucleotides. RefSeq names its product cyclin dependent kinase inhibitor 2B (gene CDKN2B). The record is from RefSeq and is marked provisional. NCBI's taxonomy places the organism in Eukaryota, Metazoa, Chordata, Mammalia, Carnivora, Canidae. The transcript has 3 exons. The coding region runs from base 1 to 417 and encodes 138 amino acids. Gene Ontology annotation, biological process: regulation of cyclin-dependent protein serine/threonine kinase activity; negative regulation of cell population proliferation. Gene Ontology annotation, molecular function: protein kinase binding; cyclin-dependent protein serine/threonine kinase inhibitor activity. Gene Ontology annotation, cellular component: nucleus.